AUGAACGAGCUGUUUGAGGAUUUCGCAAAGGCCCGCCAAGCACGUAACGGCUAUGAGCUUGCCCAGACUCUCUCUCCAGUACCACCUGCAGACAAACCCCACAGACUGCUCCGCGUCUCGCAGUCGACGAACUCCCACAGUGUGAAAGGUGACAUUAAACAUUACAUCAAGACGAGCGUCUCACAUCGCGGCAAGCUUAGUCAGGAUGCGUUGACGGGCUGGGUUGAGGUAUAUGCUGCAUACUGGAAGGCAAUUGAAGAGAUUCUUGCGGGCGAACAUGGCCAAAGUUCUUGGACCAAAGUGUAUGAGGCAUGGAGGGAUCUGACCUCAAUGCUCGUUCGCGGCUACAACAACUUUGGUUUCGAGGCUUGGACGAUACCAAGUCUCUACAUGGUGGGAAAAUACCUUCGACUUUUCGCCAUCAAGGCCGAUGCAGAGCCCAAACGCCGGACUCCUGCUCACCAGGGCUUCAUGCUCAUCGGAGAUGACUUUGACCCAGACGCAGAGAGACAAUCACAAUUGCGUGAUGCCGAGCAACACCUCAAGCGCAUAUUUAGCUUAUGUCUCACAGAUCGUGCGCCCCUCGAAGAAUCUCGCAAGUGGGGAAUCUACUUUGUCGUCAACCUUCUCUUCAAGACAUAUUUCAAGCUUGGAUCGGCUUCCAUGUCCAAAACUAUCCUCACAAGUCUGGCGGCUUACGAGCAACGAGGCGACUUGCCGCCGCUUGCGUCAUUCCCCAAGUCCCAAAGGGUUACCUUCAGGUACUACCAAGGUGUCUUGUUUUUCCUCGAAGAGAACUACGCCAAUGCCGAAGAACGGUUGACGGAAGCGUGGCAAAUGUGCGCCCACGGAGCGAAGGAGAAUCUCGAACGCAUUCUUAUGUACCUUAUACCAUGCCGACUGUUGACGAGCCACAUGCUGCCAAGCCAACAGCUGCUGGCCCCCUUUCCCAGACUGCAAAAGCUCUUUGACCCCUUGACCCGAUACAUUCGUCAAGGUGACUUGCGUAGCUUUGACCAGGAGCUGCAAAAGGGAGAGGAUGAGUUCGUGCGACACCGUAUCUACCUCACUCUGGAGCGUGGGCGUGAUGUCGCCAUGCGCAACCUACUCCGGAAAGUGUUCAUCGCCGGCGGGUUCGAGGAGUCUGCGGACGCCAGUGCGCCCCCUCAACGCCGCACGCGCAUACCUCUGGAUGAGUUCCAGGCCGCCAUAAGUAUGGGUAGUGGCGCCCAGACAACAGAUCCAGAUGAAGGUUUGAUGAAAGGCUACAUCGCGCGGGAGCGGGGAAUGAUGGUCUUAUCCAAGAAGGGUGCUUUUCCGGGCACGGGGGUGUGA
Emericellopsis atlantica is the source of this 1335-nucleotide messenger RNA. Its product is annotated as PCI domain-containing protein. The transcript has 6 exons. Gene Ontology annotation, molecular function: RNA binding; double-stranded DNA binding. Gene Ontology annotation, cellular component: transcription export complex 2. Bases 1 to 1335 code for a protein of 444 amino acids. NCBI's taxonomy places the organism in Eukaryota, Fungi, Ascomycota, Sordariomycetes, Hypocreales, Bionectriaceae. Gene Ontology annotation, biological process: poly(A)+ mRNA export from nucleus; post-transcriptional tethering of RNA polymerase II gene DNA at nuclear periphery; transcription elongation by RNA polymerase II. The record is from RefSeq and is a predicted model, not a curated record.